Molecule: messenger RNA, 207 nt
Organism: Penicillium soppii
Lineage: Eukaryota; Fungi; Ascomycota; Eurotiomycetes; Eurotiales; Aspergillaceae
Exons: 1
Coding region: 1-207 (68 amino acids)
Source: RefSeq, a predicted model, not a curated record
AUGCAGUCCUGGAAAAUUCGCAUGUUUGCACUGUUUAUCAAAGACUGGGCCUCCGUCGGGCCCCAACCGGGCCCCCACGAUGGGCCGUGGGCCCAAAAAAGCUCAAAGCCCAUCGUGGGAAUCGGACCCAAAGCCCAGCCUAACCCACGAAUGGACUGGGCUUUGGGCUUUGUGGGCUUUGCGCAAGCCUACUCUGGGGAGCGAUGA